AUGGAUAAAUUUGAUAGUGUUUGUAUCACCACUUACGCCGAAAAGGAAGUCAAUUAUAACUUAUUCGAGUCACUUUGGAUUCCAUGUUCCGCCAAAUUUGUUACUUUAGGUGCUACUCCAACCUCUAACGGUGUGAUACAAAUCUAUGAGCUGAACAAUGGAAAAGUUGAGCUCAUUAAAGAAAAAAAACACGAUAGAUCGAUCAAAUGUGGAACUUUUGGUGCAUCUUCGUUGGUAAAUAGGCAUCUGGCUACCGGUGAUUUCUGCGGGAAUUUAGAUAUAUGGGAUUUAGAAACUAGUACCUCAAUUUAUUCAGUUAAGGCGCAUCAAAAUGUUAUAUUCAGCGUUGAUGGUAUAGCAGGAAGAUCUCUACAUUGCGGUGCUCCAGAAAUUGUCACCGGAAGUUACGAUGGUUUUGUAAAAGUCUGGGAUCCUAGACAGAAAGAGAAACCGGUUGCAAUUAUGGAACCGCUGGAUGAAAUGAAACGGCAGUGUUGGGCUGUUACUUUCGGUAACGCUUACAAUUCUCAGGAGCGUAUAGUCGGCGCUGGUUACGACAACGGUGAUCUCAAAUUAUUUGAUUUAAGAAACAUGGCUCUCAGCGAUGAAUUUAAUUUACCAGAUGGAAUCUGUUCUUUGGAAUUUGAUCGAAAGGAUAUUAAAAUGAAUAAAUUGCUUGCUACUGGGCUAGAAGAUAAUAUAAGUUUAUGCAUUAUGAGAAAUAGAUCCUCCUAUCAAUAUCCUAUAAUCACCGAACGAGUCCAUAGGUCUACAGUAUGGUGUGGAAAACACUUACCUCAGAACAGGGAUAUUUUCAUGACUUGUGGCGGUUCUGGAUCUCUAUGUCUUUGGAAAUAUAAUUAUUGUUCCGAUGAUCCCAGCAGCGAUUCUGGUGCUUUGAAAGUAAUCCAAAAUAAUACUGUCACUAAUCAGUGCAUCACCAGUUUCGAUUGGAGCCCCGAUAAAAUUGGUUUAGCUGUUUGUUCAUCGAUGGAUCAAAUGAUUCGCUUAAUGAUUGUAUCGAGAUUAAAUCAGUAUUCGCAAUGAGAUUGAUCGGUGAAAAACUACUUUUAUUCUGCUUCAUGCGAUUGUUCGUAUUUUUUCGAGCGUUUAAUCGAUUAUGUGUCGGAGUCAUUUUGAUAUUUCAUUCUGUUGUAUGUGAUACGAAUAUGUAAUGCGUAAAAUUUUUUAAUAAAACAAAUCGUUUAUUUGUAA
Molecule: messenger RNA, 1215 nt
Organism: Planococcus citri (citrus mealybug)
Lineage: Eukaryota; Metazoa; Arthropoda; Insecta; Hemiptera; Pseudococcidae
Gene: Wdr92
Product: WD repeat domain 92
Exons: 8
Coding region: 1-1047 (348 amino acids)
Molecular function (GO): ubiquitin binding
Source: RefSeq, a predicted model, not a curated record